GCCAAUCCUCAAAUGCUGAACAGUCGUUUAAAGAAUCGUAUUGCUUAUGGCGGUCUAGGAACAAUUGAUCUAUUCAAGAGGAGUUGGAAAGAUUUGUCGGAUUACAUUUACUUGGAGGUUCCGAUGCUACGAAGAGAAAAGAAGGCAAGUUGCACACCAAAUCUGAUGCGCAGAAAUACGAGAAACUACCAUAAAGAUUCGCAGGCAAUGUCUACUUCGUUGAUGAUUCAGCUACCAGUGGUUGUUGUGGGUCGCCAUGAUUAUGAUACUUAUAAAGACGCUAUUGAACGAUUGAAAGACACUGGUACUUGCGUCUAG
Cylicostephanus goldi is the source of this 318-nucleotide messenger RNA. The record is from the annotation of a GenBank genome assembly. Lineage: Eukaryota; Metazoa; Nematoda; Chromadorea; Rhabditida; Strongylidae.